AUAGUGAUCCCACACAAUCAAUGAGUUCAGCAGUAUAGUGCAGCUCGGACCACAUGUCAGUGUCCUCACUGUGUUCUCACUGUGUCCGCCUGUCCAUCAUGUCAUGUCUCAUUAAGUGUAAUAAAGACAUUUAUGAACGAGCUGCUCGCAAACACUCAACUGGAUCGAAUAGAUGAAACCAGUGAGGUCUGAUGGCUGGACCAGUGUUCAAAGACACGGGCUGAGUGUUGAACUUGUGCGCGUGCACACGUGCAUGUGCAGAGUUUUUGUGUGUAGGAGUGACUCCCUUAGUAUAAAACCUCUCCAAGAGGACACAGAGACGCCCAGAGCGAGAGAGGGAGUGUGUCUUUAGGUCUCCAUCUAUAAGACAUCUCUGCUGAAGACAUCUCUGCUGAAGACAUCUCUGCUGAAGACAGCUCUGCAAACACACACAAACAGAAACAGAAACAGAAAAAGAGAAAGAGAGAAACAGAGAAACAGAAAGAGAAAGAGAGAAAGAGAGAAAGAGAGAAAGAGAGAAAGAGAGAAGUGAACUUUUGGGUCAUGAUGAUGUUCCCGUGCAGCGCCCUGCCUCCUCCUCCUCUGUACCCGGGUUUCCUGCGUCCCCCCGCGGCUCUCUGCUCGCCCCUGAGCCGGUCACUGCCCUCGGGCUUCCUAGUAGAAGAUCUCCUCCGGUUGAGCCAGCCUGUCAGCUGCAUACACCGGACUUUCUCCUCCAGAGGUCCCGGGGACAUUCACCCGCUGAGCGCGGCCCCGGGCCCGGGCGGCCCUCCCCGGCCGUUAGAGCCCAGCGCAGAGCGCUCUGAGCGGGGUCAGAGCUCCAGCAGCCCCGGCGGCUCUCCGCUCACUCUCUGCCCGGACUCCGGCUACCUGAAGUUCGGCGUUAGUGCCAUACUGGCACCGUCCACACGGAGCGUCCAUCAGUCCAAGUCCUUCCCUUUGCCUUUCUUUGAUGGGAGCCUUCAUCCUUUCAUCAGGGCCUCCUAUUUCACAGCCUCGUCCUCAGUCGUUCCUGUCCCGGGAACCUUUUCGUGGCCCCUGCCCCCCAAAGGGAAGCCCAGGAGGGGCAUGCUGCGGCGGGCCGUGUUCUCAGACCUCCAGAGGAAGGCCCUGGAGAGAACCUUCCAGAAGCAGAAAUACAUCAGCAAACCAGACAGGAAGAAACUGGCCAGUAAACUGGUACUGAAAGACUCCCAGGUGAAGAUCUGGUUUCAGAACCGCAGGAUGAAAUGGAGGAACUCCAAGGAGAGGGAGCUGCUGUCGACAGGCGGCUGUCGCCAGCAGACCCUCCCCACCAGAACCAAUCCCCACCCGGACCUCACCGAUGUAGGCAGCGCCCAGUGCCACAGGCUGGACCGGACUGCACUCGCCAGCCAAGAAAAGCUGGACAGCCACGAGUCACAUCUUCAACACCACCACCAUCAUCAUCAUCACAAUCCUUCCUCUCCGUCAGAGUCCAGCAAACAGUCCGAGUCCGACAGUGAAGAAAUCACAGUUUCAUAAAGAUUCAGACGUGUGACUCCACAGUCCCGUCUAAUGAGAAGCUGUCAGCUGUGGAGGACGACAGGAUGAAAAAGGAUUUAUCAAACAAACUGAACCUGCUCUCUACAAAGCUUCUCAGCCUUUCCCCCUCUGGGCCAUAUGUCUGUACAGUGUUGUUGAUAUUACGUGUAUAUGUAGUUCAGUAUAUCUAUAUACAGUAACUAAACUAUACAGAGUUAUUUUAGAUAUUUUGUAGAUUGAAAUGUUUAAAACUCUUAAAUAGUUCUUUCCACCAUAUAUUUGUAUUCUUUAUAUUUUCUCAAAUAAAUCUGG
Molecule: messenger RNA, 1815 nt
Organism: Sebastes umbrosus (honeycomb rockfish)
Lineage: Eukaryota; Metazoa; Chordata; Actinopteri; Perciformes; Sebastidae
Product: homeobox protein DBX1-B-like
Exons: 4
Coding region: 544-1503 (319 amino acids)
Biological process (GO): cell differentiation in spinal cord; regulation of transcription by RNA polymerase II
Molecular function (GO): DNA binding; DNA-binding transcription factor activity, RNA polymerase II-specific
Source: RefSeq, a predicted model, not a curated record